AUGGCGAGAUCGAAGUCGCAGUUUGCGGGGUUCCCGCUCGGCUUGUUCCACUUCUUGGAAGAGCUCUCUCGCAACAACCACAAGCCGUGGUUCGACGCCAACAAAGAGCGCUACGAGCGCGACGUGCGGACACCCGCCCUGGCCUUCAUCACCGCGAUGGAGAGACCACUCCGGGCGAUCUCGCCACACUUCACCGCCGUGCCGAAGAAGGUGGGCGGCUCGCUGAUGCGGAUCCACCGCGACGUCCGCUUCGGCAAGGACAAGACGCCGUACAAGACGAACGUCGGCAUCCAGUUCCGGCAUGAGUCGGGCAAGGACGUCCACUGCCCCGGGUUCUACGUCCACAUCGCCCUCGACGAGUGCUUCCUGGGGGCCGGCAUCUGGCGGCCCUGCACGCCGACUCUCACGGCGAUCCGAGAACGGAUCGACGAGGAGCCUUCCCGGUGGAAGCGGGCCCGCGACGGGAAGCGGUUCCGGGAGGUCUGGGCGCCUUCGGGCGACUCGCUAAAGCGGCCGCCCCGCGGCUACGACGCCGAGCACCCGAUGAUCGAGGACCUCAAGCGGAAGGACCACAUCGCCGUGGCGGACCUCGACCACGACGACCUGAUGGCCACGGACGUGGUCGACCGGAUCGCCGACGCGUUCAAACGGUCGAAGGCCUACACUACGCUCCGCGUUCAUUUUCGCGGCCUCCCGCGGCCGCCAACCGUACGCGCCGAGUCCGCGCGGCGGUCCACCAGACAGCGAAUCUUCGGCUCGCUCCCCCGCGAGCCGCCACCCGGUUUUCGGGAGCCGGCCCCCAGGCUCGUCACGCCAACGGCGACUCUCGCCGUCCCGCCCGCUCCCCGCCUCCGCAGUAAACAGGAUACGAACAACACGAUGGCUAAGAAGAAGCCCGCCGCUGGCAAGAUGGUUUACUACUUCGGCAAGACCAAGACCGAAGGCGACGGGUCGAUGAAGACCCUGAUCGGCGGCAAGGGCGCCAACCUGGCGGAGAUGACCUCGAUCGGCCUGCCGGUCCCGGCCGGCUUCACGAUCACGACCGAGUGUUGCGCCCUCUACAACAAGGCGGGCGGCAAGCUGCCCAAGGGCCUGAUGGACGAGGUCGGCGCCGCGGUCAAGACGCUCGAGAAGGAGGCCGGCAAGAAAUUCGGCGACACCAAGAACCCGCUGCUGAUGUCGGUCCGCUCGGGCGCGGCGGUCUCGAUGCCCGGCAUGAUGAACACGAUCCUCAACCUGGGGCUCAACGACGAGUCGGUCGCCGGCUUGGCGAACGCCACGGGCAACGAACGGUUCGCCUACGACGCCUACCGUCGGUUGAUCAACAUGUACGGCGAUGUCGUCAUGGAGGUCCACCACGAGUACUUCGAGGAGGCCUUCUCGAAGAUCAAGACGAAGUACGGCGCCGCGGAGGACAACGACGUCCCGACGAAGGGCCUCAUCGAGCUCUGCGACGCGUACAAGAAGGUCUACAAGAAGCACACGAAGCAGGACUUUCCGCAGGACCCGCUCAAGCAGCUCGCGCUGGCGGUCGAGGCGGUCUUCAAGAGCUGGAUGUCCGACAAGGCGAUCAGCUACCGCCGCAUCGAGGGCAUCACCGGCCUGGCCGGCACCGCGGUGAACGUCCAGUCGAUGGUCUUCGGCAACAUGGGCGACGACUCGGGCACCGGCGUCGCCUUCACGCGAAACCCGUCGACCGGUGAGAACAAGUUCUACGGCGAGUUCCUCGUGAACGCGCAGGGCGAGGACGUCGUCGCCGGCAUCCGCACGCCGCAGCCCGUGGCCGAGAUGCCCAAGUGGAAGUGCGACGCCGACAAAACGAUUGGCAAGAAGGUCCACGCCGAGCUGAUGAAGAUCAAGACGAAGCUCGAGAAGCACUACAAGGACGUGCAGGACAUCGAGUUCACGAUCGAGAAGGGCAAGCUCUACAUGCUGCAGACCCGCAACGGCAAGCGGACGGGCAUGGCCGCCGUGCGGAUUGCGUGCGAGAUGGUCAAGGAGAAGCUCAUCUCCGAGAAGACGGGGGUGAUGCGUGUGCCGGCCGGCGACCUGACGCAGCUCUUGCUGCCGUCGUUCGACCCCGCCGCGAAGAAGAAGGCCAGCGCUUUGACGAUCGGCCUGCCCGCCUCGCCGGGCGCGGCGUUCGGCAAGCUCGCGUUCACGGCCGAAGAAGCGGUCGAGCGCUCGCACAACGGCGAGCAGGUGCUGCUGGUCCGCAAGGAGACGAGCCCCGAGGACGUCGACGGCAUGCACUCCGCCGCCGGCAUCCUCACCAGCACCGGCGGCAUGACCAGCCACGCGGCCGUCGUCGCCCGCGGCUGGGGCAAGUGCUGCGUCGCCGGCGCCGGCGAAAUCCAGAUCGACGAGAAGGGCAAGAAGAUCAAGGUCGGCGGCAAGACCUACGGCGUGAAGGACGUGCUGUCGAUCGACGGCUCGACCGGCGAGGUCUUCGCCGGCGAGAUGCCGACCGUCUCGCCGAAGCUGUCGGGCAACUUCGCCACGGUCAUGGGCUGGGCCGACAAGUACCGCAAGCUCGGCGUCCGCACGAACGCCGACUCGCCGGCCGACAGCAAGCGGGCGCGUGACUUCGGCGCCGAGGGCAUCGGCCUCUGCCGCACGGAGCACAUGUUCUUCGAGGGCGACCGCAUCCUCGCGAUGCGGGAGAUGAUCCUGGCCGAGGACAAGUCGGCUCGUGAGAAGGCACUCAAGAAGCUGCUCCCGUUCCAACGGAAGGACUUCGAGGGCAUCUUUAAGGCGAUGAAGGGCCUGCCCGUCACGGUCCGCCUGCUCGACCCGCCGCUGCACGAGUUCGUGCCGCACGACGCGAAGAGCCAGAAGGAACUGUCGGCCGCUACCGGCGUGCCGGCCAAGGAGAUCGCGGCCCGCGUGUCGCAGCUCCACGAAGCGAACCCGAUGCUCGGCCACCGUGGCUGCCGCUUGAGCAUCACCUACCCGGAGAUCCUCGUCAUGCAAGUGACGGCGAUCACCGAGGCGGCGAUCUCCUGCGUCAAGAAGAAGAUCGACGCCAAGCCGGAGAUCAUGAUCCCGCUGGUCGGCACCGUGAAGGAGCUCGCCCUGCUGCGUGAGCUGGCCGAGGAGACGAUCAAGAAGGUCAAGGCCGCCAAGAAGCACACCGGCAAGCUCGACAUCCUGAUCGGCACGAUGAUCGAGAUCCCCCGCGCCGCGCUCACGGCCGACGAGGUCGCCACCGAGGCGGACUUCUUCAGCUUCGGCACGAACGACCUGACGCAGAUGACGUUCGGCUACUCGCGCGACGACGUGAACGGCUUCCUGCCGGACUACAUCGGCCAGGAGAUCCUCGAGAAGGACCCGUUCCAGUCGAUCGACACGUCGGGCGUGGGCCAGCUUGUCGAGACGGCCGUCAGCAAGGGGCAGUCGGUCAACAAGAAGAUCAAGCUCGGCAUCUGCGGCGAGCACGGAGGCGACCCGGCGUCGAUCCAGUUCUGCCACGAGGUCGGGUUGAACUACGUGAGCUGCAGCCCGUUCCGCGUGCCGAUCGCCCGACUGGCGGCGGCGCAGGCGGCUUUGUCGCAAGCGUAG
This is a messenger RNA of Cladocopium goreaui, 3561 nucleotides long. The record is from the annotation of a GenBank genome assembly. NCBI's taxonomy places the organism in Eukaryota, Dinophyceae, Suessiales, Symbiodiniaceae.